Neospora caninum is the source of this 837-nucleotide messenger RNA. RefSeq lists its product as hypothetical. The record is from RefSeq and is a predicted model, not a curated record. Bases 1 to 837 code for a protein of 278 amino acids. Lineage: Eukaryota; Apicomplexa; Conoidasida; Eucoccidiorida; Sarcocystidae. Gene Ontology annotation, biological process: magnesium ion transport. The transcript has 7 exons. Gene Ontology annotation, cellular component: membrane. Gene Ontology annotation, molecular function: magnesium ion transmembrane transporter activity.
AUGGCUCUCCCUCCUCCUUUCACCCAUUCGCCGCCAAUGUCGCUGGAGCAGCUUAUCGGCAGCUGCCACUCAUUACAAAGCACGUGGUGUAUCGGCGUCGUUCUGUGCUUGUUAUCCUCGUUCGCUGGCGCUCUCGGGGACAACAUCGUCCGCCUAUCAUUCUUGAAGGAAAGAGGUCGAAGUGUCUACAAGUCUACACGGUCUCUCCACCAGCGUCCUCUGUGGCUCCUCGGAACCUUUCUGGCAGUCGUCGUAAACCCUGUCUUGACACUUAUGGCACUCAAGUUGGCUGCUGCUUCAGUCGUCCUGCCCUUUGGUGGAAUGCACAUCUUUUGGAACGUCAUUCUGGUUGGCUACCUGUUAAGAGAGAAGCUCCUUGCAGCCGACGUUGUCGGCUCAAUGUGCAUUCUCUUUGGUAUUGUUGUUGCCAUUGCAUACGGCGCACACGAACUUCCUCCGUACACUAUAGCGUCACUUACUGCUAUGGCGUCUCAGCCCGCAUUUUCCAUCUACUUGAUGGUCACUUUCUUCGUCGUCACUGCCAUGAUGCUCGCCGUCGCCACCCCCGUGCACAAAGGACUGGCCCGGCUCUUUCCGCCUUUCCUUGGACAAGAUUGCAGCUCCCCACCAGGCCAGCCAGUGACUGAUACUUCUAUGCUGCUGCCAUACUUCGCUGUCGCGGAACAGGCUGGGCCACCUUUUCGGUUGCGGCGCCUGUGCGUGUCGGCCCUGAGUGGCAUAUUAGGAGGACUGGGGAAUCUAAGCGCAAAAGCCGCGAUCGAGGUUGUCAGCUCGGAGGGCAUUGCGGUACGAGGCGAAGAGAGGAUUGAACUGUGA